UUUAUUUUUGAACAAAAUUUCUAAAAUUUUAUUGUUUUUCUUUUCUUCAAACUUGAACACUAUCUAAGCCGCUUCGAGAUGAAUGAACUGUAAAUAAAAACCCUAAUCUUUGAUAAACCCCUUUCCUUACCCUUCUUCUCCACCAGCCAUGGCGCUCCUUCUCCGCCUCAAAACAACAAGACUCAAGACCCACACGCACACUAACUCUCCUUCACUCCACCACCUCUUCUCCACCUCCAAUGCCGGCGGCGACGGCGGCGACGAUGGCAACAAACCUCCUUCCGACUCCUUCGUCGACGCUUUAAGGGAUCUCAGAAGCUCGCUCAAACGACAACCAACCUCGAACCCACCUUCCCGUCUCUUUUCCCCCAAUUCGCAACAGAGUGAAUACACCGGCGAAAUCAUGAGCAAAAUCCAGAGUUUCCGCACACCACUUCCCGAAGAUCCAUCUUCGUCUUCUCAGAAGAAGCAAAUCUCGUUUCAGGAUAUUUACAGCAAAAUAAGAAAUCGUUCAGGUGAUUCCGGAGAAAAUGCUGGUUCGGAAACUUCAAAACCCGCCACCGGCGGAAGAGGCGGUGCUAUGCCUAUUGAAGUUAUUCGCGGAAGCUUAAUGCAGCUCAAAGGUACGAAUCCAACACCGUCCUCGAGAUGGAGGCCUUCUCCAAGCUCCCCGUUGUUCAGUGGGACUAGUACUAAGCCGGAUUCGAUUUUCGGAAAAGAGUUUAGGGAAAGAUUAGCUAAGUCUAAUGAUCCUUCGGCGAGUUUGAAGAAUUUGGGUUCUGUUGGGAUAUACUCGCAUGAUGAGUUGGGUGAGAAAUUGAAGAAAUUGAGACCUCCAGUGAAAGGAAAAGAAUGGUUUUCAAUUGCUGAAUUGAAUGAGAGGUUGACGAAAGUGAGGGAGAUGGAUGAAAGUGAAGCUAAUUCCAGUUCCAGUGAAAAAGAUGUGUAUAACAUUUUGAAAGAGUCUGUUAAUCAUAUUAAAGCUAAAGAAGCUCAGAAGCCAAAGAUAGCUUCACUGCAGAGAGUUGAUUUUUUGUCCAUGAUGGGUGGGACUCCUUCCUACAUGACAAAGCCUCCUAAAGAGCAUCUUGUUGAAAAGUAUUUUCAUCCAGAUAACAUGUCCUCAGCUGAAAAGUUGAAAAUUCAACUCACGAAGGUUAGAGAUGAAUUUAAGAUGUCCGAGUCAGAUUGUGGCUCUGCUCGUGUUCAAGUUGCCACACUCACAACCAAGAUUAAGCAUCUAUCAUCAGUUCUACAUAAAAAGGAUGUGCAUUCUCGGAAAGGUCUGAUAGCAAUGGUUCAAAAGAGGAAAAAGUUGCUGAAAUACCUCAGAAGAACCGAUUGGGAUUCCUAUUGUUUUGUUAUCUCUAAGCUAGGUCUACGUGAUAAUCCAGAACAUACUUAUAAAGCUCGGACUGGCAAAUCCGGCGAUGUAGCCAAUUAAAUAAACCCCAGCAUAAACUAAUUGAAAAAAGGAAAAAAGAAAGAGCACCAGGCUGUUUUUAUAUAGUCUGAGUGUCCGACUAGCCAGGUCAUUUCUGGCUGUUUGUUUUCAACUGAAACUGGUGAAGUGGCUUAAGUCAAUGGUUUUCCAGAUUUGGCUUCUACAGCUAUGUUCCAUAUAUCAAUGGCUGAAGCAAUUUCUUGCCCAUUUUUUCUUUAUGUACGACUGAGAAUAAUAAUAUUGCUGUCAGCCCAUUAUAUUAUUUUUAUCAUAUCUGGUAACUGCUUAAUUUCCUAUA
Lathyrus oleraceus (garden pea) is the source of this 1742-nucleotide messenger RNA. RefSeq lists its product as uncharacterized. Bases 149 to 1444 code for a protein of 431 amino acids. Gene Ontology annotation, cellular component: ribosome. Gene Ontology annotation, molecular function: structural constituent of ribosome. Gene Ontology annotation, biological process: translation. NCBI's taxonomy places the organism in Eukaryota, Viridiplantae, Streptophyta, Magnoliopsida, Fabales, Fabaceae. The record is from RefSeq and is a predicted model, not a curated record. The transcript has 5 exons.